AACCAUCUCUUACCACUUUUUUAGUUCCACGCUAUUCCACUCCCUCACUCUUCUACCCUUUUUCCCCCUGAACAAAUUAAAACCCUGUUUAACAUUUUUCAAUCUCUAAACGACAACCUUAAUUCAUGCAAUUCUCAGGGUCUAGUAUUGUAAGACCUUGUUACUUGGAACAGGACAACGGUUUGGCUUCCUUAACAGAUAUGGACGGUGGUUACCGUGCCAAUAGUUUUGUUUCAAGGUCUAUGACCAUGCAGGGUUAUGGUUAUGCCACCUCUUACAAUAGAAGCAGUUUCAGGAACCUUACUCUUUCCUCACCAAGAUCUGGGAGAUUCUAUGAUUCCAGAUUUGAAGAUCAUCAUCAUAAUCAACCCCACUUCCUCGAAGCUUGUUUUCUCUGCAAGAAGCCACUUGGGGAUAAUAGAGACAUCUUCAUGUAUAGAGGGGAUACGCCUUUUUGUAGCGAAGAGUGCAGGGAAGAGCAAAUAGAGAAAGACGAAGCCAAGGAGAAGAAUAGGAACCUUUCUUCAUCCAUGAAGGCUUUGAGGAAUAAGGAACAAAGAGAAUCUGCAUCCCCAAACAAGGGUCAAGAUUACUCCUUUCGUACAGGGACACUUGCUGCUGCUUAGUUCAAUGGUAAAUACGAUUCCUCCAGAAACAACUGAGAAACUGCUGCAAUAUUCCCGGAAAAGGAAAGAAAAUAUUUUUAGAAAAAAGAGAGAGAGAGAGAGAGAGAGAGAGAGAGAGAGAGGAAAGUAACGAAAGGAAGGUGCGAGUUUUACUUUUUCUUUCCACGAAGCAGGGUCAAAGGGAGAAGGGAUCGGUACAGGGGAAUUUUGUGAAUGUAGCUGUAAAUGGUAUACAUAUUAAAAUGUGUGUUUGCUACUUGUGGGAGAUCCUCUUUACCAAAUGACUCAUUUUUCGGGUUUCUUUUUUCUUUUCUUUUUUUCCUUGUAGGAAUCAAAGUUUUGGUUUUGUUUCCUUUGUGAGUUGUGGUGGUUGUACCCAUAGUUUCAGUUUUUCAAAGAAGAAACUGAAUACAAUGUAAAAUGAGUAAAGCCCUUUUGGGGUGCUUAACUAAAAAAACACUUUCU
This is a messenger RNA of Gastrolobium bilobum, 1091 nucleotides long. Its product is annotated as FCS-Like Zinc finger 2-like. The coding region runs from base 126 to 626 and encodes 166 amino acids. The record is from RefSeq and is a predicted model, not a curated record. NCBI's taxonomy places the organism in Eukaryota, Viridiplantae, Streptophyta, Magnoliopsida, Fabales, Fabaceae. The transcript has 2 exons.